AUGCCUGUCGACUACAGCAAGUGGGAUGCUCUGGAGCUGAGCGACGACUCGGACGUCGAGGUCCAUCCCAACGUCGAUAAGCGAUCGUUUAUUCGGGCGAAACAAAACCAGAUUCACCAGGAGCGUCAGCAGCGGAAGCUCCAGAUCGAGACCCUGAAGUACGAGCGCAUUAUAAACGAUGGCCUCGAGAAGCGAAUCUCAUCUCUGCUGGCUGCCCUCAGGGCGCGGUCAUCGGAGGCGGCCGACCGGAACCCCGGGGAGGUUGCCUUCAAGGCCGUGAUGGAGUCCGUGGGCGACCCCAAGAACGACAAGCCGCCCGCACCACCCAGCGGCGUGUACACGGGGCAGGAGGAGCAGCCGAGCUAUUCUAAGAUGAUGAUGACCCUCCUGGACCAGGUCAACCAAGCUCUGAACGAGAAGAACCCGGACGACCGAUACAGCGCUAUGGUGGAGGAGAUCCAGGGCCACGAGACUAAGGUGAAGAACCUCCAGAAGGACCUCGAGAAGAAGCUGGCCGAGCUGGAGAAGGAGGAGGGCAAGAAGAUUACGAGCGAGGGGUACCACACAGGCUUUGACAGCUCCCACGUCAGCAAGGCUGAACCCGCGAAGCCCGGCGAGAAGAAGGAGGAGCCGGCCCAGGUCGAGCUUCUCAACCCCAACUUCCAAGCAUCAGGAUCUUCGCAAGGGACCAAGGCGACCAUCGACGACGAUGAGGAGAUCGAGGCUUCUCCUGCAGGGAAGAAAUUCGCCGCGAUCAGCUCGCAGGAUUACACCGCGAGCGCCCGGUUCCUGGCCGAGAACCCCCAGAUUUUGUCGGAGCGCGAGACGGAUGGUAUCUUGGUGCUGGCAUUUGAUGCGGCACUGGAGCGCAAAGACGAUCUCUCCAGGCAGUACGUUCACCAGGCGCUCCUCCUGCAGUACUGCCGUUCCCUCGGACGAGACGGGGUUGGGAUCUUCUUCAAGAGAAUCACCACCAAGGGACACCAGGCACAGGAGGUCUUCUACAAGGAUGUUCAGGAUACAUACACGAGGAUCAGGACGCGCGCACGGGAGAUUGUUGCGGAGAGGGCCAAGGAGGGCGAGGCCGGCGGCGUUGAACAGAUCCAGCUGCAUGCUAUGGAGCCUGGGACCGUGAUUCAGAUCAACGUGCCGUCGGCCGAUAGCGAGGACCCGGAGGAGAAGAAGGCCCGCGAGAUUUACGAUACAUUUGCCCCGGAGAUGAGAAAGGCUCUGGAGUCGGGAACCCUGGAUGCGGUGAACAAGGUUCUUGGUGAGAUGAGCGUCCCAGAGGCCGAAGAUCUUGUUGCCCUGUUCGGCGAGGCAAAUAUCCUCAGCUUGGAAGAGCAGAUCAUCGACGCGACAACGGAGGAGGGUCAGCAGCAGCUCAAGGAGAUGGAGAAGGCAGCAGCUGAAGAGAAACACUACUCGGAUCCGGAGUAG
Molecule: messenger RNA, 1440 nt
Organism: Clonostachys solani
Lineage: Eukaryota; Fungi; Ascomycota; Sordariomycetes; Hypocreales; Bionectriaceae
Source: the annotation of a GenBank genome assembly